AUGAGUCCCGAGCAAGGACAGGCUCCCCAGCAGGCCCCGGCGCAAGGACAGCCAGGCGCUGCUACCCAGCAGCCGCGACCGCCAAUGUACCAGCCGGGCCAAAUCAGGAGUCUGCCAUUGUUGAGCGAGGAGGAGAAGAGCAAAUACGAAAUGGGUCUUACAGGGCUGUGGAACAAGGCCAACAAUUCCCCUGCAAACAGUCCGGAACAGAUCGCGGCGAGACAAAAGAUUAUUGAGUUCUCCAAAAUGCUAGUGAAUAAGAUUCAGGUGCGAAGGACCCAAGCCCGGCAACAGCAGCAACAGCAGCAACAGCAGCAACAGCAGCAGCAGCAACAGGGACAACAAGGAGGACAGCUUGCGCGACCACAAUCCGGACAGUCAAAUACUAUCGGGCAAGCUACCGGAACGCCGACGACUGCUCAAAAAAAAACCCAACAGACUCCUGCUACCAGCCAGGAUUCCCAGGGACAGACUGCUCCCGCCAGUACGGCCCCAGCUCAAAGCCAGAAUUCUCAGGCUGGUGAGGCGGGCGCGGCAGCGGCAUCAACGGCAUUGGCACGAAUCAAAAUUCCUGAGCAGAUUUUGCAACAUGUUAAUAAACUUCCCUGGUGUGCGCCUCCUCCUUUCGCAAAUAAACCUCCGGCCGAAGGUGCCAAGUGGAUCGAGGAUAUCAAAGAGAAGUAUGCACGAGCGAUGUCGACUAUGGACUCUAGCAAGGCCAAGGCUGCUAGUGUGGACAAAAUGAUCAAAGAAAGAGAGGAUGCCAAGAGACCGCUUUCAAACGACGAGAUGCGGCAAUAUCAAGCCAGAAAAGACACACAGCUGAAAAACUACCAGGACGCUCAAAAGUGGAUGGAGACUGUCCGAAAACAUCAGGAGACACUCCUAGCAAGUCAGCAACAAGCGGGCGCACAGGCGAGCCAAAAUAGCACCGCCGCAGCAUCAUCGGGAAGUCAGCAAACCAACGCUCAGGCGGCUCCUAGUGCGGCACAAAACACUGCCCAAGCUGCUACACACAAUGUCACGGCGUCCGUCAACGCAGCUGUCGAAGCUGCAAAGACCCAGAAAAGCCUGGCGGCUCCGAAUCGUCCGUCUCCAGCAAACGGAGCUUCCACCCCAGCAGCGGCACCGGCACCGGCACCGGCGGCCCAGAGCCAACCGCGCCCUGUACCUCAACCAGCACAGCAACCUCAAGGACAAGCCCAGAUCAAAACCGAGCAACCGCAUCCCCCUCCUGUCAACACUGCCCAGGUGCAGGCUGCUGCACAGGGCCAAGCAACCGCAAGAGUACAGACCCCUCAGUCUGCCACACAUGCUACCGCUGGAGGUCCAACUCGUGCCCUGAGUCAUUCUGCCGCCAUGAAUCUUGCAAACCAAAGAGCAGCAAGUACACCAAGCAGCACUCCAGGUCAGGGUCAAGUCGCUACCUCUGGUGCGGGUGCCGGUGGAGUAGUGAAUCAAGGUGCUGUGGUGCCUGGCGCUGUGCAACAACCACCGCCGCAGCCGCAACCGCAACCACAACCACAGCAACAACAACAAGGCCAUCCUCACGCCCACCCUACGCAGACCCAGACAGGAACUCAAGCCAAGAUGCCGAUUCCCAAACAACUACCGGAGAAGGCAACUGCUCUUCCGCAAGGCGUUACGGUUGGCGGAGGCGUGUCGGCUGGGCGUCCAACCAUGUCACAGGGAAGCGGGACUCUAGGAGGUGUAAUGAACCAACCCCCGUUAGCGAGAAUCCCAGCAUACAGUCAUGAUGCUGAAGGAGAUCACGUUUUGAGCAAGAAGAAGCUGGACGAGCUUGUUCGACAAGUUUGCGGGGGCUCUGGUGACUCUCAAGACGGUAAUCUUCUGACGCCAGAAGUCGAAGAGAGCAUCCUGACCAUGGCCGACUCUUUCGUAGACACGGUGCUACACUCUGCGUGUCGUAAUGCUAAGGAGCGGGGAUCCAAAGUGCUUGAGAUUCGCGACAUCCAGUUAGUUCUAGAGCGGGCGUAUAACAUCCGAAUUCCCGGAUACUCAUCUGAUGAACUUCGCACGGUUCGGAAGGUGCAGCCUUCACCUGGCUGGAUUGCAAAGAUGAGUGCGGUACAAGCCGCCAAGGUGAUGCCCGGAAAGGGUGACGCGUGA
Messenger RNA from Metarhizium album ARSEF 1941, 2130 nucleotides. RefSeq names its product Histone-fold protein. Gene Ontology annotation, molecular function: TBP-class protein binding; DNA binding; protein heterodimerization activity. Gene Ontology annotation, cellular component: SAGA complex; transcription factor TFIID complex; SLIK (SAGA-like) complex. The record is from RefSeq and is a predicted model, not a curated record. Gene Ontology annotation, biological process: DNA-templated transcription initiation; RNA polymerase II preinitiation complex assembly. The transcript is spliced from 2 exons. The coding region runs from base 1 to 2130 and encodes 709 amino acids. Lineage: Eukaryota; Fungi; Ascomycota; Sordariomycetes; Hypocreales; Clavicipitaceae.